AUGAUGAAAAGAUUUUUUAUCAGAACCUUUUCAUCUAAAAGAGCUAUCAUUAUAGGGGCAGGACUUUCAGGACCACUUUCAGCUUUAUUUCUAAAGCAAGCUAACAUUGAGUCUAUAAUCUUUGAAAAAGAAAAUUUUCAGCCCGAUAAUUCUGGAAUUCCUUUAAUAAUCCCUACAAACGGUGCAAAAAUCCUUAAUCAUAUUGAUAUUUACCAUCAAAUCAAGGCAUUUAGCUUUCCUCUGAACAAAAAAAUCUAUUGGAAUUACAAAAAUAAAUUAAAAAUUAUCGAUGAAAGUGAUAAUGAAGCCAAAUACGGUGCAGAGUCCAUAAUCAUCAAAAAAAGCAGACUCCACAAAGCAAUCCUAAAUGAGCUCAAUUUACAAGGGAUAAAAAUUCAUUAUGAAAAGGAAAUUUCACAUAUAGAAAACACUGAAAAAAGUCUGAAAGUUAUUUUUAAAGAUAAUUCUGAAGUAGAAGGAGAUUUUUUAAUUGGCAGCGAUGGGACUUUCUCACAGGUGAGGAAUAUAAUUUUUCCAAAUUUCCCAUCCCCUGUAUAUGAUAAAACAGUUAGAUUUUGUGGAUUUUCUACAUGUCCAACUUCACCUAAUACUGCAGAUUAUAAUGUUUUGAUAUGUAGAGAAGGUGUUUUCAGCUUUAAAAAUACAGCCAAGGAUCAAGUUUAUUGGACAGCAACUAUACAUUCUCAUAUCUCUCCAGAGAAAAAUUUAAAUAAUAAUUAUAGAAUUUUCCCAUAGAUGGCGCUGUUUGCCCUUGAUUUGCCAAUAAGGAAAAUUUUUUGGUUUGACCAAAACCACAUGGUGCUGGUCGAACCAAAAAAAUUUUCCCAUAGGGCAAAUCAAGGGCAAGCAGCGCCAUCUAUGGGAAAAUUCUAUAUAUAUCAGCUGAUGAGUGGAAGCAUAAGCUAAUAGGGACUUUUGCGAAGGAUGCUAUUUUUAUUAAAGAUAUCAUUUUUUCAACUGUGGAUAAUAUAGGAAUUUAUCCAGUUUAUAAUCUGAGCAUGCCUGAAAAGUGAUAUGAUGGAAGAGUUUGCUUAAUUGGAGAUGCUGCUCAUAGUAUCUCACCGUUUUCACUCCAAGAAGCUUCGCUAGGAUUUGAAGAUGCCUUUUUGCUAGCUAAAUGUUUAAAAAUGAACGAAAUCUCAGAAGGCUUCCAAAAAUUCGAAGAUAUGCGCAAGCUCCGCACGAAAAAGAUAAUAACCUUUGCAGACUUAGCUUAUGCCUCAUUCAAGUCUAGAGGCCUUAAAGGUUUCCUACAGAGAGAGUUUAUCUUUCCUUAUUAUGCCAAAAGAAUUUUGCUUGAAAAUCCUCAAAUUUAUUCGUAUAACUUUGAUUUCUAA
Blepharisma stoltei is the source of this 1358-nucleotide messenger RNA. Lineage: Eukaryota; Ciliophora; Heterotrichea; Heterotrichida; Blepharismidae. The record is from the annotation of a GenBank genome assembly.